Messenger RNA from Armigeres subalbatus, 1726 nucleotides. RefSeq names its product serine-threonine kinase receptor-associated protein (gene wmd). Lineage: Eukaryota; Metazoa; Arthropoda; Insecta; Diptera; Culicidae. Gene Ontology annotation, molecular function: RNA binding; protein binding. The transcript is spliced from 3 exons. Bases 461 to 1447 code for a protein of 328 amino acids. Gene Ontology annotation, cellular component: SMN complex. The record is from RefSeq and is a predicted model, not a curated record. Gene Ontology annotation, biological process: spliceosomal snRNP assembly.
UGACAGUUUGAUUCGACUCGCGAGUCGCGACGGACAACAAAAAUUCGUUUCCUUCCACACACCACUUUUGCUUCCCGACUGUCAAGAAGUGCUUCUUUCUGCUGGUGCGAGGCACAAAGAGAGCCAAAGUUUCAGCUCAGCUAAGUCGGUGUUAGUUAGCUUUUAGUUUUUCAUUCUGUUCACACAUUGUUUUUAAUGUCCUCUUGGAAGCAGUGAGGAAAAUUAGUUUUUAUUUUCUAAUCUACCAAAUUCCAAAAUUUUGUCAAGUGCUAAAGUUAAGUGGAAGGAAUUUUCCGCUUGCCCAUUUUGCCGACGUUUAAUAUUGCUUGCAAGAGUGCUCCUAAAAAGUGAAAAAUCUUCGCUCCCAGCAGUAGUGAAAUUAUUGUGCGUAAUUUUUGCUGUGUGAUCGAUAACCGUUCGGAAGCAAUCACUCAGGUUUCAUUGAUUGACGGUGUCGAAGAUGGCCAACUUGAAGCAGAUUCCGCUAACCUGUUCCGGCCAUACCCGACCGGUGGUGCAUUUGGAUUUCAGCGAUUUGACCGACUGCGGAUAUUUUCUGAUCUCGGCCUGCAAAGAUGGCAAACCAAUGCUGCGUCUUGGAGACACCGGAGAUUGGGUAGGCACAUUUGAAGGCCACAAAGGUGCAGUGUGGGGUGUUGCCCUGAACAACAAAGCCACACUGGCCGCAUCUGGAGCUGCCGAUUUUACCGGGAAAAUAUGGAACGCAGUGACAGGCGAAGAAGUGCACAGUUUACAACACAACCACAUUGUGAAAACGGUAGCAUUCGAUAGCAAUAGCCAAUGUCUGGUGACUGGGAGCAAUGAGAAACUAGUCAGAGUAUUUGAUCUAAACGCAUCAGGUACGCCCGUGGAGUCAUACUCUGGUCAUGCUGGUAACAUUAAACGAGCCAUAUUUGCCCGAAACGAUAAGUAUGUUAUUAGCUGCGCUGACGACAAGACCAUGCGCCUGUGGGAUCGUACAAGUGGACAGGAAACCAUGCGAGUUGAAUUCACCGCGCAUCCUAAUAGUUUAGAGCUGUCACGAGAUGGAAACAUAUUGACUGUUACCUAUGGCUCGAAUGUUGCCUUCUUUGAAACGGAAACGCUGAAAAAGAUGAAGGAAAUCGUCGUGCCAACUAAAGUCAGCUCAGCCAGCUUACAUCCGGACAAACAGAUUUUUGUUUGUGGCGGAGAAGAUUUCAAAAUGUACAAAUUUGACUAUAUUACUGGCAACGAAAUUGAAUCUUUCAAAGGUCAUUUCGGACCCGUCCAUGCUGUAAGUUUUAGCCCGGAUGGAGAACUGUAUGCCAGUGGAUCGGAAGAUGGUACGCUGCGAUUGUGGCAGACCACAGUCGGCAAAACCUACGGGCUUUGGAAGUGCACCGAGCCAACCGAUCUCAACAACUCAGUCAAUUCGACUACUACUCGUGAAGUGACUGCCAACUAAGCUCUAGAUGUAUUUCAAACAAUAUUUGGAAACAAUAAAACGAAAACCAUUAGCCGGUAAGUUACGCAUAUUUUUUCUUGCAUCUUGAAACUAUUUUUCACGCAGGAAAGUAUGAUUUAUCCCGCCAACUUUGCAGUGUAUACUUCCCCAAAAGAAAUUAAUACCUAUAUCCUUUUUAGACAGCAUUCAGCGUAUUCAUUGCUAAAAAUUGAUAGAUUUAACACGUGUAAAUGAUAGUAAUUUAUUAUUUUCAACGAUUAAAUUGCGUUGCCCUUCCAA